Molecule: messenger RNA, 2064 nt
Organism: Gadus chalcogrammus (walleye pollock)
Lineage: Eukaryota; Metazoa; Chordata; Actinopteri; Gadiformes; Gadidae
Gene: eef1a1l3
Product: eukaryotic translation elongation factor 1 alpha 1, like 3
Exons: 7
Coding region: 115-1488 (457 amino acids)
Biological process (GO): translational elongation; translation
Molecular function (GO): GTP binding; translation elongation factor activity; GTPase activity
Source: RefSeq, a predicted model, not a curated record
UUUCUCGUAUAAAAACCGUAGACGGAAGAUCACCAGCAAGGUAGUCCAAGCACAAAAAUUGGUUCUCGAAUCCAAAUAGAAGUCUACUGCAACUCUACGAAGAAACCCUUCAACAUGGCUAAGGAGAAGACCCACAUUAACGUCGUCAUUAUCGGCCAUGUGGACAGCGGCAAGUCCACCACGACCGGCCACCUGGUCUACAAAUGCGGGGGCAUCGACCCGAGGAAGAUCGAGAAGUUCGAGAAAACAGCUGCUCAGAUGGGCAAGAGCUCCUUCAAGUACGCCUGGGUGCUGGACAAGCUGAAGGCCGAGCGUGAACGUGGUAUCACCAUCGACAUCUCUCUGCUUAAGUUCAACACCAAGAAGUACAGCAUCACCAUCAUCGACGCCCCGGGCCACCGGGACUUCAUCAAGAACAUGAUCACCGGCACAUCGCAGGCUGAUGUGGCGAUCCUCAUGGUCUCUGCAGCCAGAGGAGAGUUUGAGGCUGGCGUCUCUCGCAGCGGCCAGACCCGUGAGCAUGCUCUGUUGGCCUACACCCUCGGUGUGAAGCAGAUGAUCGUGUGCGUGAACAAGAUGGAUCUGACUGAGCCGCCAUACUGCCAGAAGCGGUACGAUGAGGUGGUUCGCGGGGUCACCACCUUCCUGAAGAAGAUUGGUUAUGAGGCCUCCACUGUGCCCUUCGUGCCCAUCUCCGGCUGGACGGGCGAGAACAUGAUCACACCCACGCAGAAGAUGUCAUGGUUCCAGGGCUGGAAGGUGAAGCGUAGGGAAGGUCAUUCCAGUGGCAGAACCCUCCUGGAAGUGCUGGACUCCAUCCAGCCUCCCAUCCGCACCAUCAACAAGCCGCUCCGUCUCCCCCUGCAGGAUGUCUACAAAAUCGGAGGCGUCGGCACCGUCCCUGUGGGCAAGGUGGAGACGGGGAUCCUGAAGCCCGGGAUGACGUUGCUGUUCUCCCCGGCCAAGCUGACGGCGGAGGUGAAGUCCAUCGAGAUGCACCACGAGGGCCUCCAGACGGCGCUGCCCGGACACAACGUGGGCUUCAACAUCAAGAACGUCGCCGUGAAGAACCUGCGACGAGGAGACGUGGCGGGCAACGCCCAGCAGGACCCCCCCACCGAGGUGGACAGCUUCAUCGCCCAGGUGAUCGUGCUGAACCACCCGGGCAAGAUAAAGGCAGGCUACUCCCCGGUGCUCGACUGCCACACCGCACACGUCACCUGCCGCUUCCAGGAGCUGAAGGAGAAGCUGGACCGCCGCAGUGGGCAGAAGACGCAGGACCUGCCCCAGAUCCUGGUGUCCGGGGACGCGGCCACCAUCAAACUGGUCCCCAAGAAGCCCCUCAGCGUGGAGAGCUUCUUCAGCUACCCCUCUCUGGGACGCUUUGCCGCCAGAGACCUGAAGCAAACUGUUGCCGUCGGAGUCAUCAAGUCCAUUGAAAAAGCCAGCUCAUUGAAAUCGACCCAGAAGAGCCAAUUGUCUAAAUAAGUUUUUUUUUUUUACCAGUACUCUGGUAUGAUGGCUUCAGUUGAUGUAUAUAUAAUUUUUAUUAUAAGCAAGUUUUGUGUUGCAACACAAAUGUUAAUUUAUGUUCUCUUAAAACAUUGGUUUUAAUGUUUUUGUUCCCAAGACUAGGCACUUGAUGGCAUUUAAUUUGUGAUGGGAAAACUGAAAGUUGAAUAAAAAAAAAAUGCUGAUUGACCUUGUAAAUAUUCAAUGUCCUUACAAUUGGAGUUAAACGAGACCUAAACCCAUAUAUUUUUGCUAGUUGUAUGAUAUGGCUUGUACCUAGGCGUUCUGGUACUUGAACUCGUACUAUAGUACAUGGUGUAUCUUUGUAUAUGGAAUUGAUUGACCAAGCGAUCUUUCAGUUGGUUCAAUGAACAUCCUUAAUGUCUUCCACCUUCUGAAAAAUGACAAGUCACUUUGGGUAUAAGGAUCUGCUUGUAAAUAUUGAUUUGCAAUACCUUGUUUAAACCUGUUUGGAGUUUCCAAUGUCCAUUGUCAACCUCCACUCGCUAAAACCACAGAUUUUGUGCUAGAUUCACUUGACGUAAACCAGCU